Molecule: messenger RNA, 2592 nt
Organism: Colletotrichum scovillei
Lineage: Eukaryota; Fungi; Ascomycota; Sordariomycetes; Glomerellales; Glomerellaceae
Product: phosducin
Exons: 2
Coding region: 927-1805 (292 amino acids)
Biological process (GO): regulation of G protein-coupled receptor signaling pathway
Source: RefSeq, a predicted model, not a curated record
CGGAAAUCGGGGACUGGACGGGGGUGGGCAGCUCAAUCAAGCACAAGUUACAGGGCUGGAAAGAAAUUGUCCGGUCUUGCCGUGCCAGCGUUCCAGCAUCUUUGCGCCCGCAAACGAUCAUCAACUCCCGCAUCCUCGUCUUAACAUCGCGGACUACAUGCCUCUUACCGCAACCAGAUCUCACCUGGACCCGUCACUAAACCCCCUAUACCCCCGAACAAGUUAAUAACCCACGAAUGCCAGUAGCCAAAGGCCUUACCUUCUGCCAUUCAUCCACACUUUGCCGUCCAGUCUCCCCUGUUCGCAACCACGCGCCUCCGCCGCUUCUGAAACAGCCUGACGCACCCCAGGGGCUUCCACCUCGACCCUCGAUCCUCGACCCUCGAGCCCCCCCUUUUGCCCUUUUGCGCACAUCUCGCACCACUCACGCAUCGCGCCAGUCUGUUGACUCUUGACUAUCCACUACUCCGUACACCACUGGGGCCCGGCUUUCACCGCAUCGUGGUCCACGCAAGGGUUGGCCCCUGGCUGCGACUCCACUGCUUCGAGAAAAUCCCAUCGAAGGGCCUCCAUCCUUUCCAUCCAACUCCCAGUCGUCUCUGCUUCGCCUCCCACCCUCCGCCCGUCCUCUCCUCUCCAGACUCUCCCACCACCAUUUGCGCUACCCAUCCUGUCCUUGUCCGAACAAGUCACUUUGCUUGCUCGACUACCAAGUAGACGCCCUGACAGAACAACCGGGCACACCCUUCCAAGCUCAACGUCGCACGAUUGCCAACUCUUCACAACCUGCUUGUUUACUCCGUCUUAACAACACCCCGGACGGCAACCUCCUCCUCCUCUGACCACACGCCCACCCGCUCCUCCGUUCCUUGUCCUAUACAUAAACCAAGCUUCCCUCCCCCGGCCGCGCCACCUCGACUUCCAAGAUGUCGAACCCUACGCCAGCCCAGGAAGAAUUCAAUGCUCUGCUAGCAGCAAACUCCCGUGACACCAACAAAGUACAUCCCGAAGACCGAGACCACGACCGUCGCGAACAAGACAGCCUCGAUCUCGACGAGGAAGAGAGAUAUCGCAACUCCCAAAUCGACGCCGCUAUGCGUAUGCCAUCUCUUGGUCAGACCGGCUCCGACCUGAAGCUGCCCCCAGCUAGCUUCGAUGCCGGUCGUACCACUGGUGUCAAGGGCGUCAUCGCCGAUGCUCGCAACUACGAGAACGCUCGCAAGACUUCUUUCAUGAGCCGCGCGCGCACCACAGUGAGGCGCUCCAUUUUCGGCCUCGACAACAUCAACUCCCAGCCGCCACCGUCAAACAAGAGCGAAAGCGAGACGGAUGAGGGCAACGGCAGCGACUCUGACGACAGCUUCAUGCAGCAAUGGCGCGAGAGCCGCCGAAGAGAACUCGAGAGCGACUCCAACAAGGUUAUCCGGAACCGGAGAACAAGUCCUAGUGUGCGAAUCUACGGACGUCUGGAUGAGGUUGAUGCCUUGGGCUACCUCGAUGCCAUUGAGAAGGUUGCGCGGGACACUGUCGUUGUCGUCUUCGUCUAUGACCCAGAGUGUGACGUUUCUGCGACAAUAGAGCAUGCCAUGAUGCCUCUUGUAUCGCAGCACUCAACAAUACACUUUGUCAAGGUACACUAUCUUGACAUUGAGUUCGACAACGCCGCUGUGCCUGCGAUUUUGGCGUACCGCAACCAGGGUGACAUGAUCGCCAACCUCACAGGCAUCAUUGAAAUGAUCCCCGACGACGAAAUGUUUGGUACCGACACACUGGCACGGCUCUUCCAGAAGCACGACAUUCUAUGAUGCAAAUACGGUCACGAACAGCACUCAACAUGCGCAAAAAACAACCUCAUCUCCUCUGUUACGAUACCCCCAUUUUGCAGCGCGUUCUCUUCCGCGAGCAUAACGGUUCCCUUUUUUCUACAACAUUUUCAUUGCGCAUUCGGUUCUCCUAUCUCACCUGGACUUUUGGGUUGUGGAGCGGAGUUUUCUCUGGGAUAUUCUCGUCACUUUGGGGAAAGACGUUGAUACACCAUUGGUCUUUUCUUUGGGGGUUUCUUGUUUCUGUAAUGAUGUGGGGAGAUUCAUGCCCGAGAUGUCGGUUACUACGCGAGAAACGUACCGGCUGCGGGGUUGGGAAGAUGAAGAUGCAAUAUCAUGCAGCAAUGCCAUUUAAGGAUUGUAGGCUGCGUUCCCAACUUUUACCAAUUCCCUGUAGAAUUCACAAGAUCACGUGGACUCUGUUCAACGAUUUCACACAAAGGAUUGGAUGUACUGCUCAUAAUUGCAUUGAUGUCGGUAAAUGAGAGGUUACAUUGCAUAUACGUCGUUUUAAGGGUUGCGAAUGCCUUACCCCUAGAUACACGCAGCCCCCCUCGACACCAAACCGUCAACGAAGGGAACGAAAUCAAUGAUAACAGCCUCCUAGGGCUGGAGGAGGGGGUGACAAGUACAAGGACAAGGCCCUCGGUGGAUUUUCUGCUUCGGGACUUUGCGAGAUUUCGAGGCAGAUUGCGGGAGGAUUUGGACCCAAUACCGGAUACGGAUUACAGACAUGGGUCCAAAUAGAAGGUUCUAAGAUUUGGUCAGC